GACAAGGACGGCUCCCUCCUGCGACCAAACCACCGCCCCCGAUUCUCAAUUGAAAAGCACAAGGGCGCUGCAGCUCUCGCCGGGGCUAGGGUUUGGUCGGUCGAUCGAUCAAUCGACGCGAGCGGGAGGGAAGAUGAUCGAGGUGGUGCUCAACGACCGCCUGGGGAAGAAGGUGCGCGUCAAGUGCAACGAGGACGACACCAUCGGCGACCUCAAGAAGCUCGUGGCGGCGCAGACCGGGACCAGGGCCGAGAAGAUCCGCAUCCAGAAGUGGUACACCAUCUACAAGGACCACAUCACCCUUGGCGACUACGAGAUCCACGACGGCAUGGGCCUCGAGCUCUACUACAACUAGCCUCAUCACCCCGGCCAUUGCAGGUUUGUCACCUAUCUUUGCCUGCGAUGAUAGCUUUGGUUGCAUUCCAGUCCCAGUGUCUUCAGAGCUCAAUGUGUGGGCAGAACUCCAGCGAGCUACUAUUUAAGUAGUGCAUUAUUGUACCCAUGAUGAUUAUUGACAGCCUGAACAUGUUUUCCCUAUGAUCAACCUGCAAAUCUAGUGUGCUGUUACUGUGAAGUUUAUAAAUAACAUAAACUGUGUUACCUGGGGUUGUGAUAAUGGCAGUGUUACACCAUGUUGUUAUGUUAAAGACAUUUGCCCUGCUUAA
This is a messenger RNA of Triticum dicoccoides, 665 nucleotides long. Its product is annotated as ubiquitin-like protein 5. The coding region runs from base 134 to 355 and encodes 73 amino acids. Lineage: Eukaryota; Viridiplantae; Streptophyta; Magnoliopsida; Poales; Poaceae. The transcript has 2 exons. Gene Ontology annotation, biological process: protein modification process. Gene Ontology annotation, molecular function: protein binding. The record is from RefSeq and is a predicted model, not a curated record.